Messenger RNA from Mangifera indica (mango), 1173 nucleotides. RefSeq lists its product as uncharacterized. The record is from RefSeq and is a predicted model, not a curated record. Gene Ontology annotation, molecular function: protein binding. The transcript has 3 exons. Lineage: Eukaryota; Viridiplantae; Streptophyta; Magnoliopsida; Sapindales; Anacardiaceae. Bases 1 to 1173 code for a protein of 390 amino acids.
AUGACUUUAUCAUUGGUUGACUUUGACUUCCCACCCAUCUUUUUAUCCGACACCUCUCCACCUCCUGGUGAUCUUCCUGAAGAAUUACAACUGAAGAAUCUUCAAAUUGACAAUAAACGAAUCAAUUCGAUGAUGGCAAUGGACGAAUCAACGAUGGUAAUGGGACGAAUCAAUGAUGCCACUGUGCGGAAAAGAGUCAGGAAGAAAGAUAUUGAAAAUGGUAGAUGGGCUAAUCUUCCAACAGAACUUCUUGAGAUUAUUUCCAAAAAUCUGAAUAUAGCAGACUAUCUCAGGUUCGGUGAAGUUUGCAGAAGUUGGAGAUCAUUUUUUUCAGAAUACAAGCAAAACUUCAUGGCAUCACAAUCACCGCUUAUCCUUAAUAUCUCAAAAAAUGCUGGGCAAUCUUGCGAUUUCGUCGAAUUAGAUUCCGGAAUCAGAUACAAAAGACAACAAUUCAAAUUCUAUCGCACGCCCAAAUUUUCUGAUAGUGUCCGAAUAUGUAAAGAUCGUGCCAUCUUUGCUUCCAUCGGGUCUCAAGAUCAAGAUCAAGAUUUUGCUUCCAUUGGGUCUCAAGAUCAAGAUCAAGAUUUUGCUUUAGUGAUUCUGUCUGAUUCGAAGGCAAGCUUAGAAUUGUAUACAUCCAGAGAAGACCAGUGGAAAGAUUACUCUUAUACAGGCAAGCAUUGGCGUAUAUUGGAUAUGAUUGUCUUUGAUGGAAGCAUAUAUGUUGUAACAAUUGAUAAUAAAAUCGGGAUAUUCAAUGUGAGAUCUUUAGUUGUGAAGUUUCUGAAUCUAAAAUCUGCUCCUAGUUUGAGCUGGCGAAUUAGGUUGGUGGUUUCAAAUGAUCAGCUUUUCGUAGUAGAUUUUAUCACCUUGUGCCCAGUUAAAGUUUACAGAAUAGAUUUUUCAACUAUGGAAUGGGUUGGGGUUAAAGAUUUGGGUGGCCAAGCUUUGUUCAUUGAUUUACGUGGGGAGAGAUGUUUCAAGUUAAUGAAGUCUGGAGGACGAAGUAACCAUGUUUAUGUGCUCUCAGACUAUGAAUGUAAGAUAUACCCUUUCAAUGAUGCUGAACAUACAACUUUUCUUAGUUGUAAAUGGAAAUUUAGAGCCAAAACCUACUGCUGGUAUUUUGUAGACACAUCAAAUAGUAUUGACAAUAUAAGGGAUGACUGA